This is a messenger RNA of Malaclemys terrapin pileata, 1361 nucleotides long. RefSeq names its product cold inducible RNA binding protein (gene CIRBP). Lineage: Eukaryota; Metazoa; Chordata; Testudines; Emydidae. Bases 111 to 632 code for a protein of 173 amino acids. Gene Ontology annotation, molecular function: RNA binding. The transcript has 7 exons. The record is from RefSeq and is a predicted model, not a curated record. Gene Ontology annotation, biological process: positive regulation of mRNA splicing, via spliceosome. Gene Ontology annotation, cellular component: spliceosomal complex.
GGGGCCAGACAAGGGGCUAUAUAAGCAGCUGCGCCGCCAGCUCUCAGCGUACAUCGUGCUGGGACUUUGAAGCGUUGUGCUGCGUUUGCACUCACUCAGGACUGAACAAAAUGGCAUCAGAUGAGGGAAAGCUCUUUGUUGGUGGACUGAGUUUUGAUACCAAUGAACAGUCACUGGAGCAAGUCUUUUCUAAAUACGGACAGAUAUCUGAAGUGGUCGUGGUGAAAGACAGAGAGACCCAGAGGUCCAGAGGCUUUGGGUUUGUUACUUUUGAGAACAUAGAUGAUGCUAAAGAUGCAAUGAUGGCUAUGAAUGGAAAGUCUGUUGAUGGGCGUCAGAUUAGAGUUGACCAGGCAGGUAAAUCAUCCGAAAACAGAUCUCGUGGAUACAGAGGGGGUUCAUCAGGUGGCAGAGGCUUUUUCCGUGGAGGCAGAGGUCGGGGGGGCCGUGGCUUCUCUAGAGGAGGUGGAGACAGAGGCUAUGGAGGAAGCAGAUUCGAUUCCAGAAGUGGUGGAUAUAAUGGGUCUAGAGACUACUAUAGCAGCAGCAGGAAUCAAGGUGGCUAUGGUGACAGGUCUUCAGGAGGGUCCUACAGAGACAACUAUGACAGUUACGCUACACACAACGAGUAAAAAUCCUUCCUGACUCAAGAUCGUCCUUCCAAUGGCUGUAUUUAUAAAGAUUUUUGGAGCUUCGCUGAAAUCGUUAUUGUGUAGUACAUCUACUUGUAUUUUCACUUUUGUAGUAUUAUCAGUUCUGAUCUUGUCAAACACAGCCUGACAGCUUCUGAUAUAAGAUGGUCUGAUUAGACUUUUCUUUAAGAAAGCUCUGUUUCCAAGUGUUUUUAAUCUUUUUUGAAAGCACUACGGAUUUUAUUUUAUCCUCUGUGAUAAGCCAAGGUGUUUUUUUAAAAGUUGUGAAGUUGGGGCCCUAAUUCAGUUUUUUGAGAUAGAAAAGGACCUUUGAUUCAAUGUUCACUGGAAGCUGAACAAGCUGUGGACUUUAUAUUUUUUUUAAAGUGCAUUACCUUCGUCUCUUGUAACAUUCCUUUAGUGUAGCAAGGUAGGCAUGCAGCCUGGGUGUAAAUUGGAAGGCAAACCACCUUGAUAUACUUAAAGAGAAACUUGCUUGUAUGUUCAACCUGCAUAACGGUAUUUUUACUGUAUGAUGUAAAUUACCCAGAAAUAGACUCUCGCAAACUUACCAUAAAAGAGGUUCUUGAAAAUGUUUAUUUAUAUUGUCCUUUUUUUACUGGAAGAAAUAUGCAUAUUCCAUUGAUAUUGUAUUUGAAGUGGUAAAGGAUUCUUGUAUACAGUUUUCUUUGGCUUUACGAAGCCUAUUAAAAGACCGUCUGAAAUGAA